AUGCCUUCCACAGAACGUGAUAACUCGCGCGAUAGCGAGAGACUUUUGAAACACCAGCAUUCAGCUUCGUCAGAUGGUGCCCGAGCAAUUAUUCCCAUGUGGGACAGCUCUGAUCCUGAUCGCGCACCUCCUCCAUUACCUAUGAACCCCUCCUCGCCGAGCGUUGCAUCACGACCUAAUACUUCAUCCGCUAUAAAAUCUGCACACGCUGCGCUCACGGAGAAGGCUCGGGAAAGCAAUUAUAUCACAAAUCCCCCACCGAAACGACUUGAGGGAUCACCAGAACGCUCUCUGAUUAAGGGAGCUGCUCAUAAACGUAUGCAGUCACUACAAACGGGAAACGUGCGAGACUUGAGUAGCUUCAUAGAAGCAGGCUCUACAUUUGGCUCGCCUACGCCAUCACCAGAAAAGAGUACAAACCGGCCAACGACUCCACAUACCAACAAGGACUUCUUUUCAGAAGGGAGAUCUCUAGAGAGGUCGCCCGAGAAAUCGCCCGAAAAAUCACCAGAGAAGGAAGGGAGUAGAUCUUCAACACCUACUCCAGCUUGCGAAGUACCAAUUAGGGAUAUACCAACUUUGAGACCUUCCUUGAGAAGACCACCACAGAGCAUUCUCGGCGAAAAUACGCCUCCACAGUCGGCUACGAUGUUGGCAUUACAACAUAUGGCAAGUAGAGAUGUGGAUGCUCCACUAUCAAAUGUCACAAACGGAUCAAAUGCGCUGGUUCGCUCCCCGCAAACGUUCGACGCGAUUUCAACACAGAUCUUGAGCCUUACCAGUAUUGCUACAGGUUUACAACGAGAGAUGGCUCAACUUAGUCGAAGAAGCAAGGAUAAUGCCACAGAUCUAGUCAGUCUGAAGGAAGCCACAAAUGCGCGUGACGAGGACAUUCGGAAGAGUCUAAGAGAUCUUGCCAACAAUCUGAGCGAGUCUGGCUCAAGAAAUACAAGCUCGAUUUAUGGACCGAACGCUGCACUGUAUCUAGACAACAAGGCGCACAAUUCUCCCGGAUCUAGAGGGAAAAUAAGUCUUCCACGAUUUCCUAGCCCAACAAGCUUCUCAGCAUCCCUUGAUAGAGACUCGAUCACCAGCCCCUCUUCGUUCAAUGCCGAUGGCCCAGUCGUUAGUAUUGCGCUACUCGAGAAGAUCCUCCGCGAGAUGGGAACCAAGGAUGGGCAGGAUAACCUCGUGAGUAGGCUGACUGAAGUUGCAGACAGAUUGACUCGCGAAGGGAUGUCUACUGCGAAAAAACUCGAGGAUUUGGUACAGUUUAUCAAAGAAAACAGCACCUCGCAAGAACUGGUGACACAUCACGGCGGGGGCGCUGGAAAUUCUAGGCCUCGAAACUUCAGCUUCGGAGAGUCGCCUCCAUUAGAAUUGGAUUUCGACCAACAAAGAUCCGCACCUAUGACCCAGCGAGUCGAAGCUCUUCUUGGACCAGGAGCAAAUAAAGAGAACAGAGGUCCUAAAUCGGCACGAGCUUCCGAAAUAAUCAACGAAGAUGUUCUGAAGAUCAUCCGUACAGUGAAAGAUAGCGUUGCACAAGGAGGCGGCCUUACCGCAGAAGUGAAAGCUCUUGUUCGUGAUCUUCGCGGAGAAGUUAUGGGCAUGAGUCGGGAGAUUUGCCGCCAAUUGGACGAAGCCCGAAAAGCGUCUGACCAGGCCAAUGUUAAGAACCUCUCUGCUGCAAAAGGCGCUACUAUCGAAAAUGAAAAAGUCACUCACAUCAUUCAAGAAGGAUUAAAGGAGUUGGAGCAACACAUGGACCGCAUCAUGCAGGAAAAUCGUCGCCAAUCUUCCUCAUCCGUAGCUUCACGAAAUACGGUCGAUUAUGGUGAAAUCUACCAGGCCAUGCGCGCUGCAAUCAACGAUAAGGAUCGUGACUCCGCAACACCUGCCUUGGCCAAAGAAGACAUUGUUGAGGCCGUCAGAGAGGCUUGGGAAAACUACAAGCCAGAUAUCGAGAUCCAAAAUUUUGGACUUGAACGGGACGAAUUGCUGGCUUGUUUGAAGGAAGGAAUUCAGCAAUACGCUCCCCAAGACACUUCUCGAGACAUUGGAGGAGCUAGUAGAGAAGAGGUCUUCAAAGCUGUUGUCGAAGGCUUGAAGCAUUUCUCCCCUCCACAGGUAGAGACGGAAGCCAGUCUCUCACGCGAAGAGAUUCUUGAUGCAGUGCGGGAAUGCCUGGAAGAAUUCGAAUUCCCAUCCGCUCCUCUACCAGAGCCGCGAGAACCCGAAGUGACUCGUGACGAUAUGCUUGAUGCUGUCACAGAGGGUCUUCAUAUGUUCGACUUCGCGGCAAAUACAGCAGCUGCGAGUCGAGAUAUCAACAGUGAAAGUUUGACUCGCGACGACAUGCUCGAUGCUAUCACAGAGGCUCUUAAUAAGUUUGACUUUACAGCAAAUACGACAACUGUCAGUCGAGAUAUCCGUAGCGAAAGUUUAACCCGUGAUGACAUGUUUAAUGCUAUCACAGAGAGUCUCAAUAUGUUCGACUUCGCGGCAAAUACAGCAACUGCGAGUCGAGAUGGUGGUGAGGGAUUAACGCGCGAUGACAUCUUUAAUGCUAUCACAGAGAGCCUUAAUAAGUUUGACUUUGCGGCGAAUACGACAGCUCUUAGUCGAGAGGUUGCUGGUGAAGGGUUGACUCGCGAUGAUGUGUUCGUUGCCGUCAAAGCCGGCCUUGAAGAUGCGCCUCUGCAGAUGGGUCCUCACGGAGAACAGAUCAUAGAGCGAUUGGAAGAGGUGAUGGAAGCAAUGCGUACAGAGUUCAAAGCGGUAUCGGAUGAGUCGAAGCAAAACGUCUCGGCUCAUGGAAGAGACACAGAGCAAGUUCUGGAUGCAACGAAGGACGGACUUGAAAAGCUGCGCACCGAUAUCGAGAGUUAUGUCGACCGAGCUGCCGAUGUGACUGGCAAGGAUGAGAUCUUGGACGGCAUGCGAGAAAGCUUCACUUCUCUCCGUGCCGAUAUUGAAUCUUUAUUAUCCAAAGAAUCUGAUAGCUCAAUGGAAGCUGUUCAAGGCGAAUUGGAACAUCUUCGGGAGACGCUGGCUGGCUCACUUGUUCGUGGAGGAGCUAGCGUAGAGAAAGACGAGAUAUUGGACGCCUUAAGAGAAGGUCUCGACAGUCUGCAUGCGAAUAUUGAUAGACCUCGCGACAGUAAAGACGAGAUAUUAGACGUCUUAAGAGAAGGUCUCGACAAUCUUCGUGCGGAUAUUGAGAGACCUCGCGACAGCAAUGAGAGCGUUCUCUCCGGUACAGGGGAAAUUCUCGACGCACUCCAAGAUGGCUUAACUGGGCUCCGUGCUGAGGUCGAGAAAAUCAACAACAAGCCCAUCGACAUGACUGUCAAUUACGAAAUCUUGGACGCCUUGAAGGAAGGUCUAGAGGGAGUACGAGCCGACAUUGACCGUCUCCGAGAGAACGGCAAUGGCGAGCGAGCUAUCGCAGAAAUAACCGACACGGCAAUCGUUGCCGCAGAAGGCUUGAAGCAAAAGGACAUUCAGAAUCUGGAAGUCUUGAUCACUCAGCUGAGAAUGAAAGUUGAAGCUAUGGAAUCUAUGCCACCGCCUGCUGCAGAGCCCGCGCCAGGAUCCUUGUCUAAAGAAGAUAUAAUUAGCGUCGAGGAGAAACUAGCCAAUGUACAAGAAUCAGUGGCAGACAUGUUGAAUCGGGAGCAGCCUGUGGAUGAAUCUGGUAUUAAAAAGGAGGAUAUAGAGGCCAUCGAGACUCUUCUUCGAAACACCAAAGCCAAACUAGACGAGAUGGACCCAGAGCAAGCUGUGAAGAAAGAUCACCUUGAUGCUGUUGGGGUUCUUAUUCACGAAACCAAAGAAGGCGUCGAUGAGCUUAAAAUCCACCUGGAAGACGUUUCUAAAAAGGAAGAGGUCAACACCAUCGAACUUCUGGUUCGCGAUGUGAUUGCAGGCCUUGAAGAGAUGAAGGAGCGUGCAGUGAAGGAGUCGGAGGAUGUUGAAAAAGUAACCAAGACCGAUAUCGAGGCGGUCGAAGCAGUUUGCCUAGAUGUCAAGACUGUCAUUGAGCAAAUGCUUUUGCCGGAUGUUGCCGCUCUAGCAUCAAAAGAUGAUGUCAAAAAUCUUGGGGAGAUGGUCAAGGAGUUCAAGGGCCGGAUUGAGACCCACGCCGAAACCAAUGCAAAAUCUUUCGAAGAACGACAGGCAGAGACUGUUGGAGUUAGCGAGCGAGUGACGGAGAUCAAAAGCUUUCUAGAAGAAUUCAAAGAUACUAUCAAGGAGAAGCUCGACGAGGGAUCCACUAGUGUCGAGACUUUAGGCAAACUUCUUGAGGGUAUGGGUGACUCGAUCGAACAAAACGCGGGCGUAUCAGAUGAUAUCCAAAAUUUGUUUGACAUGAUGAAGGAGGAAUUUGAGAAGUCGAAUGCUGGGGUUGUCGGCACCAAGCUUGAGGCAGAUGAGAAGUUCCAGGAGACACAGGAGACCCUGACAGCCAAGAUCGACGAAAGGUUCAACGAAUUAAUGACAAAGUACGACGAUGCUCUACUAGCGGCUGAAGCCAAGGCAAAGCUCGGCGAGGAGAAGAACGCUGAGGCUGAAGCUGCUGUAUUAGGGACAAAAGCAGUAGCCGAAGAGUUGAAACUACUCAUAGACACUUUAGGCAGUAGUUUUGGCGACUCAGUUGAGAAGAUGGACGAAGCUUCGAAGACUGUUUUCCACAAAGUCGAAGAGACUUUUACUCGAAUUGAGGAGAAUCAUGCCGAAACCAAAACAGAACAUCGACUGACCAGGGACGAAGUUUUCAAGACUGCCAGUGCCAUUGAAGGAGUGGAUGGUCAUGUCAAGGAAUAUCACCCCAAGAUUCUCGAAUCCAUCAAGGACGUUCUUCUCAUUGUUGGUCAGCACUAUGAGCAUUCUAAGACAUCUACUACAGAGAUCCAGGAGAAGAUUGCUGAGAUACCUAUUCCUCCUCCACAAGAUGAAACACCUCUUCUCAAGGAGGCUCCUCCUGUCCAGGAAAAGUAUGACGAUAGCCCUGUUCACGAGAAGCUAGAUAAACUCGUUGACCACAUGCAUGUUGCUGGAAAAUCGUUCGCUCAGCUAGAUAUGCUUGACAAGAUACAUCAACAGGUGUUGCAAACUGCAGCUGAAGUUUCCGAAUUCGUAUCGGCGCAGACACAGCGCAUUGCUGAUGAUCAUGAAGAUAGGGAGAAGGCUGUUGAGGCUGCUACAAUUACACUAGAGAAGCGUCUUGCACAGAAGGAACUAGUUGAGGCUACUGUAGUUGGCCUUCGCGAAGAGGAGGAACACCUGAAGGAGUCUGUAAUCGUUCUCAAGAAUGAGCAGGACGAUCUUGCACACCAAAAGAUGCGCCUUUCAGCUGAUGUGUCAAGUCUUGAGACUGCAUUGCGGAUACGACGGGAGGAACUUCAUGCGAUGGAAGCACGAGCCGAAGGACUUGAACGCCGCAUUCUCGAAGGCGUGAUUGAUCAUUCUCGUGCAGUACUCAUCUCUAAGUCCAACAAAGGCCGAGAUGCAAUGAGCAGGAAGCGCGUUCCCAGCCAUGCCACCUCAACCACCGGAUCCGUAUCUUCAGUCACCACUUCACGAGCCUCAUACACAACACAAAGCGCAGUCAGUAUGGCAAUGAACGGCAACCGCGCCAUGGUCAGCGUUCCCAUCAAAAAUCCCGCUGGCGCAGCUAACGGCAGACGAAUCCUCUCUCUCAACCAAAUCACCCACAACGUACCCACGGGAGGCAUGAAGCGCAGCCAUAGCGUCAAAGCCGCUGGCGGCUCCGGAGCCUUCAGAAAAUCUAGCUGGGCUGGCUCUUUGAACAAUAAAUAUGGCGAUUUGAACAAGGAGAACCUUGCUCUUAAGGAGAGCGAGGAAGAUGACGAUCAUAGUGAUGGUGGGGAAGGAAGCGACGAUGAGACUAUGAGACGUAGUAGUAGGGGUACGACAAUCUUGACUGGUACUACUGGCACGGGAAUGAGCGAAAGUGUGAUUGAUGAGGGGACUGAGUGGACGGGUAGUGCAGAUGGUUCUCAUGAUGAAACUGAGCUGGAGAGUCCAGGCGAGAAUCCAGACGGGAUGGUGUUGUUUGAAGAGGGCGUGGAGGCUACUUAG
Messenger RNA from Lachnellula hyalina, 6108 nucleotides. RefSeq lists its product as uncharacterized. The record is from RefSeq and is a predicted model, not a curated record. Gene Ontology annotation, molecular function: oxidoreductase activity. The coding region runs from base 1 to 6108 and encodes 2035 amino acids. The transcript is spliced from 2 exons. NCBI's taxonomy places the organism in Eukaryota, Fungi, Ascomycota, Leotiomycetes, Helotiales, Lachnaceae.